AUGCUUUGCAGAAUGCUCGCCUUGGUCUUAGCCACCUCAUUUUUCUUGGGCCAUACAUUAGCCACUCAAAUAAAAUCCGUUAGUUUUGAAGGGCUCUCAAUUGAUUCCAUCAGUUCUCAGUCUUUCCCUCACAAAAUGUGGGAGUUGUCGUUCGAAUUUACGAUUGAGGAUGUCAACCAAAUUUCAGAAAGCGACUACUUUCUGCUAGACCUUCCUCAUGUUUAUCGCGUCAAGUUCAGUAAUGACGCUGAUUAUCAGUACAUUACAAUGGCCGAUGGAUCCGACGCCUUUAAAUGCUAUGCUUCGCAACAAGCAGCAUACAAGUACGGGUCAUCUGUUUUGAGAUGCGAUGCUGUCAGAACAUUUUCCUCAUUCACCUCCUUGCGGGGAAACCUUUCUAUUGGUGCCGUAUUCAGCAACGGGGGUUCUUCUUACGAAUUUGAGCUUGAAAACUCUAAAUACUUUAAGAGUGGAGAGCAGUUAGUGGAGCUUAGUGAGAAGCUGAGCGCUGUCGCAAAUUUUGCGCGAGCCCCAGACUUUGACAGCUACUACUAUGAGGGGCGCACGACCACGUAUGGCAGCAUGGAAUCCUAUUAUCUGGGCCUCUCCUGCCCUGACGGGUACAUUCUCGGUGGCACUCAGGUUAUAGACUACAGCCCGGGAACGCAGCCCAGUAGCUUCGACUGUUCUGACGCUCAGGUUCAAUUAUCAAGUGACUUCAACGACUGGUUCUUUCCUGAAAGUUACCAAUCGUUUUCAGGGGAUUACGUUUGUAAUGGUGCGACGCUUUCAAUUUCAUUUGACAAAAUUGACUCUGGAAAACGUAUUUGGGUGAACAAUCUUCAAUAUCUCGAUGCUUCGGCUUCAACUGUUUACCACAGUAUCUAUUUUGAUUACACAUGCACCAACACUUUGUCAAGCUUAGUUUAUACAACAGCAGUGCAUCAAUCUCCAGCUUUUGUCAUUAAAGAUGGCGUUUUCACCGGAAGUGCGGUAGUGGAUGCACUUUCGACUUCUGCUAUUUUAACCACGACCACAACUACUACUACAACUUGGAAAAGUGCCUACGCUACAACCACAACCGGUUCAGUGAGCUCCGGGGCCACAGUUAUAACGAUACACGUUGAUACUCCAGGAACAUCCUCUACACAAUCUUUUAGCUCCUCCCGCAGUGAUUCAUCUGAGUCAAUAAUAGCGUCCACGUCUUCUGAUUUUUCAAAGCCAACAACAAGCACAUUGACUGUAACAUCUUGUGUUAGUAACCGAUGCUCCAAGCUAGAACUCAUAUCGCCCUCGACUUCCUCAAUUGUGUCAAUUGUCACAUCAUCUCCCAGUGAGUCGAGUACAUCUCCCAGUGAGUCGAGUACACCUUCCAGUGCAUCGAGUACAUCUCCCAGUGAGUCGAGUACACCUUCCAGUGCAUCGAGUACGUCUUCCAGUGUAUCGAGUACACCUUCCAGUGUAUCGAGUACACCUUCCAGUGUAUCGAGUACACCUUCCAGUGAGUCGAGCACGUCUCCCAGUGAGUCGAGUACGUCCCCCAGUGAGUCGACAACUUCCACCCCGAUCACAACCUUUGCCAACCGUACCUCAGCACCGCCUUCAACGGGGCACUAUUCAAGCACAAUAUCAACUCCAGGCUUCCCAUCUUCGGCCCGAGGCAGUCAGUCUAUUUCAUUUGGUACCGUCCCGUUUACCGAAUUGUCAUAUUCAGUUUCAACAUCCAGACCAUCUAGCCUUGUCUUGACCUCAACUACUCUGAAGUCGACGUCACCAACGUCUUCAUUAUCAGGCUCCUCUCCAUGUCUAGGAACUGCGUGCUUUGAGACAGUCUCAUUCGUGAAGCCUUCGGACUCAUCUCCGCCUUCUCACCCGGCUAGCACAUCUUCGACAAGACCAACAAUGCAAACCGGAACUACCACUAUGGAAUUCCAGACCUCUAGCUCGAGCAUUUCCGCCUCGAAGUUUACGGAUUCUAAAUUAUUAAGUUCUGGCGGGGUUUCCAAGGCGACUUCUAGCUUCAGCGAAAGCACUGCGGCCACUUGGAAAGUUACUUCCUCAAUUACAAAAAGCACGGCAAGUUCGCUGGACAAGAGCAUUGUCACGACACCUUCCCUAACGACAAACAUCAUAAAAAGUAGUGAAACAGGAACUCAGUCUGAUUUAGCUUCAUCGGAUUCAUCGCAGGUCGAGCGGCCUGGUUCCUCCAAUGGAGGCGUAAUAACUUCAACCACUCAUCUUUCUAAAGCAUCCUCAAACGCUUUCUUGGGGAGUAUUGCAGCUUCUUCAUUUUCAUCAAGUUCAGACAGUGCAACUACUACAACAAAAGUUUCCGCGCAGAUUACGUCAACCCCUUCAUUGGUACUGUCUUCUACGAGUGCAUUUUCUUCGGCUUCGUUCUCCGUUUAUGAGGGUUUGGCUGCUCGUCACAAGUUCCAAGUGACACUUGGUGCCCUAGCGUCCUUGGUUCUCUACUCAUUCACAUGA
This is a messenger RNA of Lachancea thermotolerans CBS 6340, 2487 nucleotides long. RefSeq names its product Sag1p (gene SAG1). Gene Ontology annotation, biological process: cell adhesion. Gene Ontology annotation, cellular component: fungal-type cell wall. The record is from RefSeq and is a predicted model, not a curated record. The coding region runs from base 1 to 2487 and encodes 828 amino acids. The transcript has a single exon. NCBI's taxonomy places the organism in Eukaryota, Fungi, Ascomycota, Saccharomycetes, Saccharomycetales, Saccharomycetaceae.